AUGGAAAACUACGAGUCUCCCUCAGAAGUUUUAAAAAAAAAAGAAAAAGAAAAAAGUGCAAAAUUAAAAUUUAUUGACAUUUUUAAUGAAAAUAAUGAAACAGAUAAAAACGAAAAAAAUAUUAUUAAUUUGGUUGAAAAUAAAAAAAAUAAAAAAAAAAAUAAAACAAAAAACAAAAAUGAACAUUUGUCUCUUUUUGACGAAGCUUAUAAUAUAAGUUUGAGUAAUUUUUUAAACUCAAACUUUGCUAAUAUUCACUCAAAUAUAGAUAAGAGUGAUCAUACUAUGAACGAAAAUUAUAAAAAUUUGAAUUUAUAUAAUGGAUAUACAUAUGAUAAUUACAAUAUUGGAUAUAUGGUUAGUGAAAUUUAUAGAUUAAAAGCAGAUUUAGAAGCUUCUAUUCAAAAGGAAAAUAAAAAAAAUGAGGAAAAUAAAAUUUUAGAAGAGAAGAAUUCCAUUUUAAGUGGAAGUAUUGAUAACAUGAAAAACGAAAUAGAAAAGUUGAAAAAUAUAUAUGAUGAAGAAAUUGAUAGAAUAAAAGAAUCGUAUGAUAGGAGAAUGAAUAUUUUAAAAAAUGAAAUGGAUGAAAAAGAAAAUUAUUUCAAGAAAAAAAUAGAUAAAUAUGAAAAGGAAUCAAAUAUGCAAUUGAAUGAUUAUGAAAAUAAAUAUUAUAAUGAAAAAAAAAAAAAUGAUGAAAAGGAUUCAUUAAUAGAAAAUUUAAUAAAAGAAAAAGAAGAGGUUACAAAAAAAAACAAAACUAAUAUAGAUUUAUACGAAAAGAAAAUAGAAGAAUUGGAUAGCAAUAUAAAGAAAUUAUCAAGUAUGUUAAAUAAAGAGCAAGAAGAGAAAAAAAAAUUAUUAACAACUAUUGAAAAAUAUGAAAAAGAAAAGAUAAAUUCUAAUAAUGUUAUUAAUCAAAAAAACGAUACAAUUAAAAACAUGGUAAAUGAUAUUUUAUUAGUAAAAAAUGUAUACGAAGAAUUAGUAAAAGAAAAAGAAUUAAAUGAUUUAAGUAAAAAAAAACUUGCUAAAAGAGUAGAAGAAAACGAAAAAGAUUUAUUAUAUUUAAAAAAUAGCAUUGAAGGAUACAGAGUAAAUAAUGAAAAAUUACGAAAAUAUAAUGAAAUUUUAAAUGAAGAUAUUAGAAAAAAGGAAAAAUUAAUCAAUACCUUACAAAAUGAAAAUAGCUUUUUAAAAAAAGAAAAUAUGGUAUUUAAUAAAAAUUUUUUAAGUAUAAAAAAAUCCAAGAAUAGCAAAGUAAAAAAUUAUUCUAGUGAUUCAACAGAUGUUCAAGGAAAAGAUGAACAGACAAAUGGUGACUAUGAAGAUGAAGAUGAAGAAGAAGAAAACCAAAAAGAUGAACAUGAAAAUGGAUAUGAAAUAAGAGAAUACAAAGAAGGAAAAGAAAAUCAGGAUAAUCAGGAAGACGAAGAUGAAGAUAAGGAUAGGUAUAAUGAAGAAGAUGACGAUGAUGAAGAAAAUGAGACUGAUGAAGAAAUAAAGGAAAGCAAUGAAUUAUCUGAAGGGAUUAAAUAUGUAAAUAAAAAGAGAGGAAAAAAAAAAAAAAUAUUACAAAAAAAAAAAGAAAUGUUAAAAAAGAAAAAAAUAUAUCCAAGAAAGAAAAAUAAUGAUAAUAAUAUAUGUUCUAUUAAAGAGAAUAUGUAUUCUAAUAAUUGUAAAAUAAAUGCUUGUGAAAAAAAUGGAAGUAAAGGAAAAUGUUUAGUAAAAGAUGAAAAUUGCAUUACUAACAUUGAAAAAAGAAAUAAUGGUAAUUAUUUAAGUAAUAAAAAUGAUAAUUAUUGCAACAGUUAUUCAACUAAUUUUAAUUGUCAUAAUAAUCAGAUUGAAAAUGAUGCUAUAGAAAAUAAAGAAAUCACAUUUUCUAAUGUAAAAAGUAAUUUAAUUAAUUUGAAUAAUUUAAAUUACCAUUUACUAAGAAAGUCACCAAGCUUAAAUUUUUAUUCAAACAUAAUAGAAAGUAAUAGAUUAGGAGAAAAAAAAAAAAAAAAAAAUUAUUAUUGUGAUUUAAAUAAUAGUAUUAUAUCUAACAAAGAAUUAAGUAGUAAUAAAUAUUUAUAUGAUUUAAAUCUAUAUAACUUAAGAAAGUGUAAAGUUUUUAGUUUUAGUAAUAAUCUAUCACAAGAAAAAAAAUUUUAUAGUAACAACACCCUUGAUAAUAAUAAAAACAUUUUAGGAAAUAUAAAUCAUUCCAAAUUAAAAAAUAAAAUUAAUAAAAAUUAUAAUAAUGAGAAGGAAAUUAUUCUUCAUAAUUUGAAAAAAAUUACUUCAAGUAGUUCUGCUAAUGAAGAAACAGAUAAGGAAAAAGAUAUUACAAAUAUACAUGAAUAUUAUAUAAAUGAAGAUAUUGAUAAGAACAAAACUAUUGAAUUUUUUCUUUCAAAUAUAAAAAAUGAAAAAUUGAAUUCUAAUAAUAUUAUAAAAAAAAAAGAAAGUUUAAAGAAAUUAAUAAGUGAAAAAAAUUUUUCCAGUAACAGUUUAACAAGGAAAGAUAAUAUUAAUGAACUAUUAAAUGAUAAUUUUUUAUAUAGUAACAGUUUGAUAAAAAGUAAAGAAAACAUAAAUAAAUUGUUCAAUGAAAAUUCCAUUCCUAAUAAUUAUAUUAUUGAGAGUAGUUAUAAUAAUUUUUUUAAACACAACAAACUUAAAAACUCCAAUAAUCAAAACGAUAUAAGAUCAUAUAUAUUGAAUAAAUAUAAAAACAAAAGUAAUAUAUAUGGUUUGUUUAUUAUAAAUGAAAGACUAAAAAAUAUUUAUAAAAAUAUUGAGAAUAAAAGGAAAUCAAUAAGCAAUUUUCCAGUAGAUUUAUCUAAAAUAGAAAGUGUAAAAAAUUUAAGUAAUUCUUUUAAUAUUUUAGAAGGAGAAUAUUCACGUAUUAAUGAAAAUGAAGAUUCACUCAUAUCACCUUCAAGAAAAAGCAAGAGAGAACAAUUUUCUGAUUUACAUGAAGAAAAUGAAAAUAAUAAAAUCAACUUAUUAAAUAAAUGCACAAUCAUUAAUGACUUAGAAAAAAAAAAGAAUGAUUCUAAUAGUUUAUUUAUUUUAGAAAAUAAUAAAAAUCUCAUUAAAAAUGAUAAUUUGAUAUUAUCAAAUAUGGAACUAUUAAAAUUCAACAACAAUAAUAGUUACUGUAAAACUCCUCUUAUUUCAUUUGAAAAUAAUAAAUCUAAUGAAAAUACAAACAAUAACUAUUUAUUGAAAAAUGAAAGGAUAUUAUCAAAAAAUGAAAAUAUAUAUGGAAGUAAUAAUUCUUCUUUUUUCUUCAAUAAUAUGAAAUUAGAAAAUGAGGAGAUUAUUUCAAAAAUAAAAUGCAAUGUAGAAUACAAGAAAAGUGAAAAAGAUGAUAAAAUUAGAAAUAUAGGAUAUAAAGAGAGUAAUGAUGCAACAAAAGAAAAUAUCAAUAAGGAUAUUUACAAAAAUGACAGUUGUAAACAAGAAAAUAAUGAAAAUAAUGAAAUUAAAGAAGAUGAAAAAUUUGGCACAGAAGAGGAUGAAACACUAUAUAAUGAACAUAACGAAAAAUACAAAGUUGCAGAAGAAGAAGAAGAACAAGAAGAAAGUAAAAACCUAUUAAGCAAGGAGAACAGAAAUAAUAAAAAAAAUAGAGAUAAUAAUGAGCUUGAAGAGAAAGAAAAAAUAUACAAAAAUUAUUUAUAUAAGAUAAAAAUGAAAAAUAUAAAUAGAAAUGAAGAAAUGAACUCAAAUGAAAAUAUAGAUAAGGAAAAAAAUAAUGUCUUGAAUUCAAGUGAUAUAUUUAAUACGAAUUUUGACAAUUUUUUGUUAUCAUAUAAAUCUAAAAAAAAAGAGUUGCAAGAUUCAUCAAUUAAAAACAAGAUAUUUGAUUUUUUAAAAAAAAAAAAUAAGCAGAUUGAUCAGCACUAUGAAAAUGAUGAUAGUAACGACAAAGAAAACUCUUAUUUUGAAAAUUAUUAUAGAAAAUUAAAACUUUUAAGAAAUAAAAAUACAGUGGAAAGAGAUAGUUUAAUAAAUAAAGAAAAUUAUUUUAAUGAUAAUUUAUCUCACAAUAAUAUUUUUCAAAGUGAAAAUAUACAUAUGAAGAAAACUUUUAAUUCUAGUGAUAUCUUGAAUAUGAUAAAUAAAAAUAAUGAAAGUGAAGAAUUUCUUUUUAAUAGUAAUUUUAUAGUUAAUAAUCAGAAAAAUAAAAGUAAUUUAGAAUAUCAUAAAAUCGUAAAAGAUGAAAAUGAUAGUGAAAGUUAUAUUAAGUUAAUAAAUGAUCAAAAAGAAAAUAUUAUUAAAACAAAAAUAGAAAAGAAUGAUAGCAUAAAUUUUAUUAAUAUAAACAAUAAUUUAACUAGUAAAAAUGAAGAAACUUUUAAAUCUCCAAAAGAUUGCAGUAGGUUUUCAAAUAGUAAUAAUUCAAAUAACAGUAAAGGUGUUGAUUUAAAUAUUUUAUAUUCUCACACUUAA
Plasmodium gallinaceum is the source of this 4446-nucleotide messenger RNA. RefSeq names its product conserved Plasmodium protein, unknown function. The coding region runs from base 1 to 4446 and encodes 1481 amino acids. The record is from RefSeq and is a predicted model, not a curated record. NCBI's taxonomy places the organism in Eukaryota, Apicomplexa, Aconoidasida, Haemosporida, Plasmodiidae. The transcript has a single exon.